Cuscuta epithymum is the source of this 2901-nucleotide messenger RNA. The record is from the annotation of a GenBank genome assembly. Lineage: Eukaryota; Viridiplantae; Streptophyta; Magnoliopsida; Solanales; Convolvulaceae.
AAAUAAUGUGGAAUAGGAGGAAGAUUAUUAGGAUUGAUAGUUUAAAAGAUGUUGAUUAAUACAAUUAAUUAAUACUAUUUGUACAAUCAUAUAUGACUAUAAAUAAUGCACAUGUUGACUUUUCAACCUAAUUUACCCUAUACGCACGUACAUAUGUAACGUAUAUACUCAUAAACUUGUACAAGGAAACUCAUUAAACAUCGAUAUUGCCUACCAUAUUUACUCGCACAUGCGUAUACUCGUAUAUAUAGCGUCCAGAUACAUUCCAUCCGGAGAUUUUCGUUCAAGGAAACCCGGAAACUAACUUAAACGUGCGAAGCUUGGGGAUAAAAAUCAGCCUGCGCGUAAAAAUUGGAUCGCAUAAACUCAAACACUUAACCAACCGGAUGAUAUACACAGCCUAGGGUAUCCCCUUAUCGGUAUAAAUAUGUUCUCAUUGGCCUGCAGUUUCUCCAUUCAACACUUCGGCCGACUGAGAGAAAGCGAACGAAGCAAGAAGCGCUGAAAACGAUGAAACGAGGGAUAAAUCGUUUGCCGGAGUCUUGCCGGACUGAUCUUCACGUCGAAAACCCGAAGCAAAGCUGACGUAUCACAUCCUUCCAGUCCAUUGCCGAUCUUCACCAUCUUCAAACACGCCGCCUUGCCACUCGUCCGUUGCUGCAGUAAAGGUGAUUUGUGGUGAAAGAUGGAGGUAGAAGAAUUUUGCUAGGAGUACUUGAAGUUUGAGGUAAGUUUCAUUGCAACCAAAAUUAUACCUUUUACCUCGUAAUUAUUUUGAAUGUUUUAAUGUACAAUUUGAGUAAUGUAUUUAUGUGUAUUAAAUUUGAGUAAAUGUUAUUCUAUAUGAAGUUGUUUGUACUUGAUAUAUUGGUUUGUUAUUAUUGGAUUUUGAUACAAGUUAUUGUAUAUGAUUUUUGGGAGAUUUUCUAUUGGUGAAUAUUUUGGUGCUGUUGUGAGUAAAUUGGAUUUUGAGAAAAUAUAUGGGAAUUUUAGCGUAUUUUGAAAGAUACGAACUUUUGAUUGAAUUUUGAAAAAAACAAAGAAAAGUUAAUAUUUUUAAUGGUGACACUAAUGUCUAUAAGACAUAAAUAUUGAUUUUUGACAAAAACAAGAUAAAAGACUGUUUUCAUAAUUGGGGCACCACGGGAGAAAUCCGUAGGUGUCGGGCCACCUUCACGUCCGUUAAUGGUGAGGGAGGGUUAGGACUACUACUACUUGAAUUGAGAGGUGUGAAACAAACUAAAUGAAUUUUGGAGGGUUCGGUAACCAUCCCGAACAACUGGGCAUUAGAUCCCUUUUUAUUAGAGCAGUAGUAGUAGUACCUAUUCUCUUAAGGGUCUUUGAACCUAGAACUUAGGGAGCAUAUCCCAUUUGGAGUAGAGAGACGUUGACGUCAGAACUACUUAGACUUCAUACUACUCGGAGGGCUUGGAAUCCCUUUAGGGGGUGUGCACACUUAAGGUAGAAGUCUAGAUUCUAAUAGAGGAGAUGUGGUACCGAGAGCAGAUCGGAGUGACCGUACAAAACAACGGAUCACUGGGCUCAAGAAUCGAGAUAACGCUUGAGCACCGCCCUUCUAAAUGAACUAGGAGAAUUAGCUAUAAAGCUAUUUUGAGGUAAAUCAAAUGUUUUGGUAUUUUAUAAAUUGUGAAUUACUUAAGUACAAAUACUGGUGAUAUUGGUUUGGAAAACAUAUUUGUGGAUAUUGAUUAUGUGUUUUGUAAGGAUUGUGAUAAAGUGAUUAAGUGAGUUUUGAGAUGGAUAUUUGGAGUUGUGUAUAUGAUAUAUGCUUUGGAAUAUUUAUGAGAGUUUUUAUUACAUUUUCUAAUGUUGGAAUUAUUAUGAUUUGGAAUAUUAUUAUUUUACAUAUGAAUUAUGUUAUGAGGAUUUAUUAUAAAUAUUGUUUUACUUAUGAUUGGUAUGAAUGUUUUGAAAAGAUUUUCCUCCCAAAUCUUUUGCAAAAAUUUUAUAUAUGUAUCAAACGUGAUUAUUUUACGGGGUUGGGUGGGACUUACUUAGCAUUUCCGGCUAAUUUUUGUUUCUUGUUUUUCUUUCUUUUUCUGCACCUUAUUUGUGCAGGAGAUAAAGCUUGAGUAUCUAUUUGAUGACGAUGUUGAUUCGAGAGAGAUUCCGCUAGAACACCUAAUUAGUAAAUCAUUGUAAUUCAAUUUUUCAAUAUCUUUAGUUAGUGAAUAUCUGUUUUUGGAGUUAAGUUGUUUUAGCCUGUGCACUCGGUUAGGGAAGAGCCGAGUGUGGCGGUAACGCCCCUAUUUCCCUUUUGGUUUUCGCUGCAUAACUCUGAUGUUUUUCAAAUAAAGUUGAUAUUUCUUUUUAAUAAAGUAUUAUUUUCGGGUGGGAAAUUUGGGGGUGUUACAUGGAGACAUCAGAAUCACUUUGAAGAGAGAGUGUUACAAUUGUGGUAACGCUGGCCAUUUCAUUAAGGAUUGCCCUAACCCUAAGAAGACCGAGCAUGCUAGUGUAGCUGUUGAUAGAUGUGACCUUGGUGAUAUUUUGAUGGUUUGUGACCAUGUUAAUUCUGUGAGAAAUUCUCUGUCUGAGCAUGAAUGGUUGAUUGACUCUGGUUGUACCUAUCACAUGUCCCCUUUUAGAGAUUUGUUUUCUACAUAUGAAUUAUGUGAUAGUGGCUACGUUUCCUUAGCUGAUAAUAAGAGAUGCAAUGUGCUUGGUGUUGGUGAUAUAUGUCUGAAGUUUUCUUGUGGCUCUGUGUUUACCAUUAAGAAUGUGAGGCAUGUCCCUGAUUUGUAUCAUAACUUGUUAUCUGUUGUUGCUUUGGAGAGUAGUGGUUUACAGGGAAAGUGGGGGAAUGGUUGCAUGAAAAUUUUGAAAAAUUCCCUUGUUUUGUUCAAAGCUGAGAAGGUGAAUAACCUUUAUGUGUGUCAU